CCAAGAGGAUCCGCCUUCGAUUCCUCCCUUAAAAGAACCUGCUGCUUAUUUGGCAGUUCCAUCCGCUGGACGCUCACUAGAUCCGCCGGUGGCUGCUGAUCGUGGAGGGGAUUUCUUCAGACAUGCCAUCAGCGGGACUUGAGAUAUUAGGCGUGACUCUGGCUCUGCUGGGAUGGAUCUCCGCCAUCGUUUCCUGCGCGUUGCCCAUGUGGAGAGUGCCGGCGUACAUCGGCAGCAACAUCGUGACGGCGGAGAGCAUCUGUGAGGGCAUCUGGAUGAGCUGCGUGAUCCAGAGCACCGGCCAGAGGCAGUGCAAGGUCUACGACUCCAUGCUGGCUCUGAGAGCCGACCUCCAGGCCGCCCGCGCCCUCUCCGUCAUUUCCAUUGUGUUGGGGCUUCUGGGACUCCUGAUGUCCGUCACGGGGGCAAAGUGCACCAACUGCGUGGACGAAGAGGCGGCUAAAGCGCGGGCGAUGAUCGCCUCCGGAGCGGCUUUCGUUCUGGCCUCCCUCACCCAGAUAAUCCCCGUGUCCUGGUCCGCUCACAAUAUCAUCAUGGAGUUCUACAGUCCAGUCAUACCGGAUCCCCAGAAGAGGGAGAUCGCAGCCAGUAUGUCUAUAGGACUGGAGCUGAUUGGCAUCUCCCUGUGCAUCCUGGGAUGGAUCAUCGCCAUCGUGGCGUGCGCCCUGCCCAUGUGGCGGGUGACGGCGUUCAUCGGCAGCAACAUCGUGACGGCGCAGAUCAUCUGGGAGGGCUUGUGGAUGAGCUGCGUGGUGCAGAGCACAGGCCAGAUGCAGUGUAAGGUGUACGACUCCAUGUUGGCGCUGUCGCCGGACCUCCAGGCGGCCCGCGCCCUCACCGUCAUCUCCAUCCUGCUGGCCAUCCUGGCCGUGCUGGUGGCCAUCGCCGGGGCGAAGUGCACCAACUGCAUCGAGGACGAGGCCUCCAAGGCCAGGGUGAUCAUCGUAUCCGGGGUGCUGUUCAUCGUUUCUGGCGCCAUGCAGCUCAUCCCCGUUUCCUGGUCGGCCCACACCAUCAUCAGGGACUUCUACAACCCGCUGCUGACCGACGCCCAGCGGCGGGAGCUGGGGGCGGCGCUGUACGUCGGCUGGGGCGCCGCCGCGCUCCUGGUUCUCGGAGGAGGACUUCUUUGCUGCUCCUGUCCGCCUCGGGAGACGAGGUACAACAGCUCCAGGAUGGCGUACUCAGCCCGGUCCGUGGGCGGCCCGGUUUUAGAGAGAAAGGACUACGUAUGAGUGGAGGCCGAACACGAACGGGUCCCACAGGAACACUGAGUCCGGACGGGAGGGGGCUUGAAGAAAACAAGAAUUUCACUGCAGAAACAAAACUUUACCAAGAGUUUUUGUCUAGUUUUUUUCUGCAAAUAUUCUCCUGAGGACCAAACUAACAAGUAACUUUCAGGAGCUUGUUUUAUGUCAAUACUGCUUAAAUGUUUAGUUAAAAAAGUACCAGCUCCACUUUACAGCAAGACAUCUGCCAGUGGAAUGACACUGCAAAAUCUCAAAAUCUUACCAGGUUUUUUUUCCAUCUAGUUUCUAGUGCAAAUAUCUCUGUGCACUUAAAAUAGUACAAAACUAACUCAAAUAAUUUUUAUGCAAAAUACAGGAGCUUGUUUUAAGGCAAUUAUUCUUAAUAAAAAUGGAAAAAGUACAAGUUCCUCUGGCAAGUUAUGUAACUUAAAACACUGUGGAAAAUAUUUUGUUAUAAAUGAAAUAAUUUGAUAAUAUUCAUAAAAUAUUAAUUCAGAACAAUCUCCUAUAUCUUACUAAUAAGUUACUUGUAAGUUAGUUUUGUCUUAUUUCAAGUGUACUCAUUUAUUUGCACUAGAAACUGGACCAAAAAUGUUUUCUCAGUGAAAAACACAAAUUUUUACCUAUUUUUUUGGUCUAAUUUUUAGUGAAAAUAUCUUAUUACUCUUUAAGUAAGAUACAAAUUACAUUUUAGGAGCUUGUUUUAAGUCAAUAAUUCCUAAAUAUAGAUUUUAAAAAGUACUUGCUCCACUGGUAUCAGAAAAACAUUCUUCCCUAAGUACAAAAUAUUUAAAAAUUAAUUCAAUUAUUUCUUCAAAAUAGUAUUGAAGGUUUCCAUCUAAACAGAUUACAUAAAGCCAUUGAUUUACAGCAUUUAAAUGAUCAAUAUUAAGGAAUUAAUUACUUAAAACCAGCUCCUUUGUCUUAAUGAAAAGUUACUUGAGUCUUCUUUUAAGUGAAAUGAUAUAUUUGCUCAAAGCUGGGGGAAAAAAUACUUUGUGAAAUUUAGUGUUUUUAUAGUGUAGAAACUGUUUAUACAAAACGCAUGUUUAUUCAAAUUUCUUUGUGCGCUGUCAUUUUCAGAGUCUUUCACUGUAAAAAAUCAGUUCAUUUUAUAAGAUUGUAGCUUUUUAAUGUAUGCAACUGAAAACUGAUCUCUGAUUUUUAUCAUCAAAACCCACUUUAAAUAAAAAAAAAGGAUGAAUUUCCAGUAAAGGGAGUUCCAGUAGGAACAUAAACACAGAUAAUAACUGUAUUCAACACAACUGCUAGUUUGUUGUGGUGAAGAGAUUAUGGUGUUUUGCGACAUUACGUAUUAAUUUACCUUGACGUCUUUGACACUCACUCCUGUGAUGUUUGUUUGUUUUUUAAUAAAAGUGUCACAAGCUG
Messenger RNA from Poeciliopsis prolifica (blackstripe livebearer), 2660 nucleotides. RefSeq names its product claudin-3-like. Gene Ontology annotation, biological process: cell adhesion; bicellular tight junction assembly. Gene Ontology annotation, cellular component: bicellular tight junction; plasma membrane. The record is from RefSeq and is a predicted model, not a curated record. The coding region runs from base 123 to 1256 and encodes 377 amino acids. NCBI's taxonomy places the organism in Eukaryota, Metazoa, Chordata, Actinopteri, Cyprinodontiformes, Poeciliidae. Gene Ontology annotation, molecular function: structural molecule activity. The transcript has 2 exons.